This is a messenger RNA of Oryza sativa Japonica Group (Japanese rice), 1085 nucleotides long. Its product is annotated as salt stress-induced protein-like. Gene Ontology annotation, molecular function: carbohydrate binding. The record is from RefSeq and is a predicted model, not a curated record. Lineage: Eukaryota; Viridiplantae; Streptophyta; Magnoliopsida; Poales; Poaceae.
AGUAGGAGUAGUCCAGUACGUCCAUCGGAAUCCGAUUCGACCGCGGCCACAGACCAACCCGACAGCAAAUAAUCCGGCCUGUUGUUUCCAAUAAAUACACAGUGCUAGCUAUGGGCUAUGGCAAAACAAAAUCGCAGCCUCUGCUCUGGAAUUCUCAAUAAUCCGAUUACAAUAAUAAUAACUCGAUCGGUGCAGUACUGCAGCCUUCAGCCAUGGGAAACGUCUUCUCCGGGAUCAGCGUGGUGAUCCUCGUCAUCGUAUGCACCUCCCUCUACACCUUCGCCUUCCUCGCCGGCCUCGGCCUCAGCCAGAACUUGGAGAGGACAAGGAAACGCCGCCAUCGCCGGCGGGAUAAACCGGCCACCGGAGAAGACGAAGAAGAUGAUCACGGAUCAUCACGACGACAAGCUCCAGCACCGGCUGCAGAAACCACCGCCGCCGGCGACUACAAGCUCUACUCAUCCGCCAUGAUCUAACACCCUCAUCAUCGCGCCAUCACCACGACGGCGGCGGCGGCGGCGGCGAGAUCAAGACCGGCGGUGACGCAGGUCGGGGCAUGGGGAGGAUGCGGCGGGCGGCCAUUCGACAUGAUCCCGUCCACCAUCCCUCGCCGGUUCAACAGCAUCGCGUUGUUCCACUCCAGUGGCGCCAUCCACUCCAUGGAGAGCAACAACAACAGCAGCGCGUUGUUCCACUUCGACUACUACAUCCAACAACAGCAGCAACAUGGAGGACGUGAUCGCCAUGGUGGUGGACAGCUCAAGCUCAUGAACCAUGGUCCAUGGGGCCAAGCGUCUUCCUACAAUUCCAUAGCCGUCCGUGAUGAGAUCAAGUUGUCGGCGCGUGAACAGGUGACAGCGGUGGAGGGCACGGUUGGGAAUUUCAGGGACGUGGAUGAGCCGGUGAUUACCUCCCUCACCUUCUACACCAACGCCGGCAGGAAAUACGGGCCAUACGGCGGCAACGGCAAGCAAGGGACUCCAUUCUCCAUCCCGGUUGGAAAGGGUUGCAUCGUCGUUGGAUUCUGGGGACGCUGUGGAUGGCUCCUCGAUGCCAUCGGAGUCUAUGUCAGUCCCCAGAGCUAA